UGGGGGGGGGGGGGGGGCAUGUCCCCCCCACUUUUUCCAAAGUCAAGUUUUGACCCCUGCACUUUUUACCAUCCAAAAACAAUAUUACGCUAUAUUAAAUUGACACUGGUUGAGCCCUAGAACCAAGCAGAAAACAACCGUUUGUGAUGAACCCUGUUUCCCAUUAGAGUACAACCCCCCCCCCCCCCCAAACACUGUAUAGGUGUAUACCUGUACAAUAUAUAGGUGCAUACAGGUGUAUGCUGGGGCAGCAGUAGCUCAACAGGUUGCUACUUAACCCACCUUGCCUGCUGGUGGUGGUCAGUGGGGCUGGUGGCACCUGUGCUCGGCAGCCUUGCCCCUGUCAGCACGCUCCAGGGCAGCUGUGGCUACAUCGUAGCUCAUCACCAUCAGUGUGUGUGAAUGUGUGUGUGAAUGCAUGAAUGAUACACUGUAGUGUAAAGCACUUUGGACUCCUGACUCUGAGAGGCGCUAUACAAGUGCAGAUCAUUUAUCAUUAUCAUUCAUCAUCUAUGUUCAUACUUGUUAGUUGACCAACAUUUCUAAAAUUCCUUGUUUGCAUUGGUCAUAAUUGAUAUUUAAAUUUUCUGAGAUACUGAAUUUGGGACUUUCAUUACUUGUCAGUUAUAAUCAUUAAAAUGAAAGAAAUUAACAUUUGAAAUAAAUCAGUCUGUAUGUAAUGAAUGUUAAAGUUUCACUUUAUGAAUGGAACCACUGAAACAAAUCAAUAUUAUGACCAGCACCCGUAAAUAAGGCUCUACACUCACUGGCCACAUUAUUUGGUACACCUGUCCAACUGCUCGUUAAUGCAAAUUACUAAUCAGUCAACCGAGCUUCAGUAUGAGGAAGAAAAGUGAUUUGAGUACCUUAAGGCCGAUGUCCACACCGACUUCUGACAGUCUGGAUCUGCUGGGGGUCUCCACGCAAAGGGUAUUGUAGACUCAACAGAUUGCGUUGGAAGACUUUAUUAACUAUCCUAAGCUCAUCAAACAAACCUCCAAAUUAUUUUACAUCACAGACUCUACAAAUUCUCUCAGAUACAAAGAAUGGUUUUGCUAAAACAUCUAGCUUCCAUUACAACAUUUCACACAUCACAUUAAAUCACUCCAAAUCCAUUACACCACAUUUCAUUAUUCACAUCUUGUCAUGUAUAAUCAUUAGUUUAGGAAAAAGAAUUAAAUUCCUUUUAUAAACUAUAUACUUGACUCUGUCUGAAUUAAUACAAAGUCUGUUUAUGGUCCUUGAAGGAGCAAAGAACCCUAGAAUCUUCUGAUUAAACAUUCAAAGAUCAAUCAGGUUGAUUUUUCAUAUUUAUAUGGACUCAUCACAUCUUAUUGGUCAUCAUUAAUAUGUAGUGUCAGUCAUCAUCACUCUACAUUCACUGCACUGGAGUGGUGGCGCCCCUAUUUAAAGUAAAGUCUAUUCAGGGGUUCUGAAGAGGAGGGUACAUUGGAUAGUCGAAUCUCUGGUUCAGGAGGAACAGUGUGGUUUUCGUCCUGGCUGUGGAACACUGGACCAGCUCUAUACCCUGAGGGGGGUCCUGGAGGGUGCGUAGGAGUUUGCCCAACCAAUCUAGGCAUUUGACCGUGUCCCUCGGUACACUGUUAAAAAAAUCCGUAAAUUUAGGGGUCCCUUUACCGUGGAUUUGCUACGGAUUCGCUCCGUUUUGCGAAAUACGAAAAUUCUGCUGUUGCGCACGCGCAUGCGCAACAGCAGAAUUUUCUCCCCCUGCCAGAAUAUUCCGACGCCAUUACUUUCAGUGCGGUCAGUGCCUACCUAAAUUUCUGCAAGUCACAAGGAAAGUUGGAAACAGGUUGGUUGUGUGGAAUGAGAACGGAGUGCCACCUUGUUCCCUCUCGUACAUUAAAUUGGCCUCGAUAGGCAGUUGGAAGUGGUGUGUAUGUGAGUGGACGUUUGCUGCUAGCUGCGUUAGCAUUAGCAUUAGCCAGCCGCCUGCGCUUCGUAAGUACGUCAAAAACCAUUUUUCCCUCCCUCUUACAUGAAAUUUGGUCUCGAUAGUCAGUUGGUAGCCGUGUGUGUUUCAUGGUAACAUUUGAAUGUGUGGGUUUUGCGUUAUUUUGAAGCGUGGUUUGCCCAACUAAAGUUAGCGUUAGCCCAUAAAUUGGAUGCGCGCGCUUGUGUGUGUGUGUGUGUGUGUGUGUGUGUAUUGUUAUAGCUCGCCGUGUUACGUUAGCAUGCAACUGAACAUGGUAAUAAUUAAAAGGGGUGAUAGUUAAGUAGAAUCAGAUUUCCUUGCAGGAAAAAAUUUAAAGCCCAAGGAAAGUGGCCCAUGCAGCCCAACGCAGAUUACUUAUUUGAAGGUACCUGAAAAAAUGUGCUUCACUGUGCUGAUAUAAAUUUAUUGUUUUCAUAUUGAUUCUGUUCUGAUUCUGGCUAUCCUUCAAUUGGCAAAUUCAAUCCCUUAAAAAUGUUGACUUGUAGCAUUUGUGGCUUUAAUGCUCGGUCUUCGACUGAUUACUUGAAACACUGCCGAACACACAGAAAUAAUAAUAAUGUAUCUUUUUUAUGUGGCCAUAGGGAUUGCAGAAGGAAGUUUAACACAUACAGUAGCCUUGCUGUGCAUAUGUCACGAGCUCAUGUAGACAGAAGGAGCACACAAACAUGGAACCGUAAUGUGUCUGUACAAUUAAGGUGCUUGUUUAAUUUUUGCAGCAGUGAAUAUGAUUAUCUUAAAACUUUAAAGUGUCAUUUGAGUGGUCACAUAGAUGAGGGUUUGACUGUAACAUGUCCCUUUGAUGGAUGUUCUAAGACAUUCAAUGUAAAGUCAUCCUUUUUAACGCAUAUUUCCAGAUACCAUAAAGGGUGGGAUGUUACCAAGAUAGCCCCAGUUCAUAUAUGUGAACUAACAGAACGGUCUUUCCAAGGUGAAAUAUCACAUGUAGAACCUGAAGAACCUGAAAGUUUUAACAUUGAUGCAGAACAAAGUGAUAAUUUCUGCUGUGAUCAAGUGAAAGACAACUUCACAGAGAGUCUUGCUCAGUUUUACUUGGGUUUACAGGCAAAAUAUUUGGUUCCAGCCUCCACAAUAACAGAAAUAGCAAAUGAAAUGAGAACUAUAAGUGAUAUUCAACAGGAAUAUACUGUGGAUGCACUAGCCUGUGAACUGGGGCAGUAUGGUGUUCCAAAGGAGACUGUAACAUCUCUUGGGAAUAGUAUAUACGAGCAGAGCCCUAUGCACAAGGCAUUACAUGAAAAGGGUCAUUUAACUACGCAACACAAGAGGCUGAAAUAUUACAAGUCACACUAUGACUAUGUUGAACCUGUUGAAGUCUUUCUUGGACGCAAUCACAGUGGCCAGAAGAGGCACUAUCAUUACAUCCCAAUACUGGAAACCCUCAAAGUAAUUCUGAAACAGCAAGGUUUAGAUCAGCACAGUCCUAGUUCUAAUUCUGAAGAUGAUGUACUGUGUGAUGUCACUGAUGGGUGGGCCAUCAAAUCCAAUGCCAUGUUUUCCUCAGACCCAGACAGUUUAAAGGUAAUGCUCUUUCAGGAUGCUUUUGAGGUGGCUAAUCCACUCGGAUCUGCCAAGACAAAGCAUAAAGUAUUGGCUGUCUACUUCACACUUGGAAAUUUUCAUCCACACCAACGAUCAACUGUUGAUCAGAUACAGUUGGCAUUACUCUGUGUAGAGAAAGAUUGCAAAUACUUUGGAAUGGAUAAGAUUUUCAAUAAGCUAGUGUCAGACUUGUGUGAGCUGGAGGAAAGGGGCAUAUCUUUCAAUGGAAAAAUAUAUAAAGGCACUGUUGCGUGCAUAAUGGGCGAUAAUCUGGGCUCCCACAUGAUUGGUGGCUUUACAGAAAAUUUCAGCACAGCUCAAUAUUUCUGCAGAUACUGUUUGGCAACAAAAAGUGAAUUUCAGUCUAACCCUCUCACAGUUUUCACUCAUAGAAAUCCAGCUGAUCAUAAUGAGACUGUGCGGUUUCUGGAAAGUAACGAUGAAGUACACACUCAUCACGGUGUUAAAUGUGACAGUGUUUUCAACAAACUGUCCAACUUUCAUGUGUGUCAGCCAGGCUUACCAGCUUGUUUAGCUCAUGAUCUGUUUGAGGGGGUAGUAGAUUAUGAUUUGGCAUUGUUUUUGCAGUUCUUAAUCAGAACACAAAAGUGGUUCAGUUAUGAGGUUCUUAAUGAAAGAAUCAAAUCAUUUCCUGGUGAAAGCAGCGACAAGCUAAACACUAUUCCCACUACAGGAGCCAGGCUUGGAGGACAUGCAGCCCAAAACAGGUGGCUUUUGAAAUUCUUGCCUGUUUUGGUGCAUGACACAAUUGAAGAUGCUGAUAAUGAAGUAUGGGGACUUGUACUACUUCUGAGGGAGCUUGUUGAAUUUGUCUGUGCACCUCGGCUCUCAGAGUUGCAGAUUGCUUUCAUGAAGGGACUGAUUGAACUGUAUGUGGAAUUGAGGCAAGAGCUGUUUCCAAGAGUUCAACUUAGACCAAAACACCACUAUCUGCUUCACUAUGCACACUUGACUUUACAAUUUGGCCCACUCAUAUAUACUUGGACAAUGCGCUUUGAAUCAAAACAUUCUUAUUUUAAAAGGUGCAUUAGGGCAAGUAAGAACUUCAUAAAUGUAACCAAGUCUCUGGCUGAACGGCACCAGUUGCUUCAGGCUUAUCAGUCUUGUGGUACCUUGUUUCGUUCCCAGAUUCAUGUGUCAGACUCAACACGGUUCUAUCCAGAGCUCUAUGACCAGAACAUAAGGACAGUGGUUGGUGAAUUUGAUUUGAACUCAAGUAACUCAGUUGUCACAGAGAGUGCGCAGGUUAAAGGCACUAAAUAUGCAAAUGGAAUGCUGGUCUUACUGAGCUACGCAAAAGGACUGCUGCAGUUAGGACAAAUAGCAAGCAUUUUUGUAAAAAAUGAAACUACUGUCCUACUUUUGCUUCGAGGGAAAACUGCCAGCUGGAUACCUGAGCUUGGACUCUAUGAACUUGAUAAAAAUGCUUCUGACCUGUUCAGUUGCCAUGAUUUGAACAAACUUGUUGAUUAUCAUCCGCUUUAUGCUUACCACAGAGGUACUCGGUGGCUCAUUCCUCUUAAACACACACCAACAUGGAACUUGUGAAAAACUAUGUCAAGAAAGCAAUGCCAUCGCUCAGUAGCGAUAAGAUGGAUACACUCAUGGCUAAACUGGAGGAAUUAGGAGUUCUCUCUGUAGAUGACCUGAGCCUUGUGGACCCGGAGGACAUUAAAGACACUCUGCCAUUCAUUCAGUGCAAAAGAUUCGUCAGAGCUGUCAAAGCAUUGGAAGCAGGUGAGUUUUUGCCCCUCUGUUUUAAUGCAAGUUUUCUGAAACUACAAGGGUUUAUUCCAAAAAUGCCAAAACAAAGUUGCCAUCAGCUGUACAUGGCAAUAAUUUCUCUAUAAUUGGUUUUCAUAAUUAGGUCCAUUUGUAUUCCUGGUUGACCCAAACUGGACAUUGAGGACCAAUUUAUUAAUUGAUUUGCAACAACUGUGAUGUGUUUAAUUUAUGGAGAUGUUUGUCAUGUCAUCCAUAGAUUCACAAACUCCACCGCAGUUCACCCGGCCUAGCCCCUCAUCAACACCUGAACCACAGAGGUUUCAGCUGCCCUCAACACCACCUGAGACAGCCGACUCCCCAUCCCAAGACACAUAUUCUGUACCAUGGCACAAAUUUCCCUCAAAAGUCAUGGAUGAGUUGCGUGAAAAAAAGUACAUAAUGGGGAAAGACAGACGAGAGAUGGUUCGGAUCGUCGCUGAAGAUUACCUACAUAAACACCCAGGAAGACCUGGUAGACAAAAGCUGAGGGAACUCGCCAGUAUGAUUGUAGGACAAUAUCCUGCCUCCUUCAAGCUGACAGAGCCGUUUGGAAACAAACCUUUUGCAAAAGAUGGUUCUGAAACUCUCUUUCGUCAGCUGGAACACAGAAUUGAAAAUAUGAAGAGGCCACUAAGCUCACUGAAGAGGCAAGCAGGGGGUGAAAAUUCGACAAAGAAAAGGCCCAGGAAUUCAGAUCUGUAUGGAUGUGUUGCGUGGGAUCCAAUCAUUGAGGGGGCCAUGUGUAGAGAAGACCUGCUGUCUAAACGAGAUGAGUUGAAACGUGCCUUUCAAACCCAGGAUCUUCAGGAGUCAUCUGUUCGAAAAUUGAUGACUGAAACAUAUCCCAUUCAGCGUGAAAUCCUCAACGAUGAUGAUACCACUAUUGCCGUUGUAAAGGACGAGUGGCCGUUCCUGUUUGAAGUUCCUCACCUGUUUGAUCAUGCAUCUAAACUCCUUGACUUCUCUGUACAAAACAAGCUGGCACAGGUGUGUUGUUAUUGUUAUUAUUAUGAUUGUGCUGUGCUGCUCCAUAUGGAGAGAAUUUUGUCUUUAUUAAUCAAUCAAAAACAGAUUUGCAACCAAAAAGAGAGUUGAGACCAAAAAAGAUAAACUGGCAACCAAUCAAAUAGAAUAACUUGGAUAAACAAUCAAAUGGAAUAGAUUUGAGACCAAAAAUCAAGAAGUGACAACCAAAAAAGCAGGACAUUUGAGAUCAAAACAGAACAGGUUAUUUUAAUUUUUUUCAAAAUUCUCUCCAUAGCUCCAAACGAAAAUGAGUGUUAGUCUUAUGUACUUGUACAAAAUUAACACCUUGAACCUUGAACAGGAACUUUCCAAAAAAGAAAAGGGGAUCAGUGACUUCCUUGACUACAAAGGGAUGAAGACGGGCGAAGGUCCAAUACAGCUCAUCUGCGGCAUUUCAAAAUACUUCAAGGAAGACUCUUAUAAACUCUUCCACAAAAAAGAGGUAGAUGUUGUAGAUUUUAAACUGUGUGCAAGAUAAUUAUUUGCAUCCAGUGGUGAACCGAGUAACCAACCACAGUAGGAAGUAUAGAUUCCCCUAAUUGUGCUGCUGAUAUUCUCUAUAAACUAUUUACAUUAAUGUUUGUGCAUAAUGGCUACCUCUGUCUGAUGAAGACACUAGCAGAUAGUCAAUUUGCCAGCAGGUUUGUGUGCACUGGAAACAUUCAUUCAUGUAUCGUGUCUGUCACCAAAACAGAUCUCUGCAGAUCCUGAAGUCAAACUCCCAGUGACCCCAUGCAUCCUAAUCAGAGGUGACCAGCAAUUCAAGAUUGCUGUUGAUGGGUUACUUGUCAAUGACCACAUCACCUCUCCCAUUGUGGCCUUGAGCUACGUCUUCUCCAUGUUUUAUGUCUGCAACGUCCAAUACCCACCGGAGAUGGCUUUUACUCUCGAAUUCAUGCAAAGAGUUUUCUUUGGGGUCAAUCCUGAGCGAGGCUCCAAGGCAGAGAAGAAGGGGAAGAAACUGCACUUCAUUCCUCCACAGGUGUGCAAGCUGGUUUCUCAGCUGAAGGAAUUUGAAUGCAAGCAGAAGGAAUCUGAAUGGGCCAUUUGAGCUGUUCUCAGAGCUCAGAAAAUACCUUUUUGGACUGAAUGUACACACACACACACACACACACACACACACACACACACACACACACGCAAAUCCAAAAACAUGGGGUUUGGGAGUCGAAAUACAGAUUUUUACAGUAUUAGGUGAGUUCAGAUGUUUUAUGCCCACAACACACAUGCUGCAGUUUAAAAUCCCCCAUGUUAAGGGGGAGGGAAGGUGGGUGAUAUUUGUCAUUCCGGUUAAGCUUUUCCUGUCAUUGUGGAGUUGGAGGUGUAAGUUUUAAUUUUUUUUUUUGUUUUAAUUUGUUUUAAGAGUUUUAAAAAUCUCUUAAUGGCAUGUUGCACAGUCAUCCUUCUAAGGUCAUGGUUGUUAUUGCUGCACUGAUGUUUUAUAGAAAAGUUGUAUAAUAUAAUACUUCUAAUGUUCUAUUUGUUUUUUGUAGAAAGGUCAGCCACUGGUUGCAGAGCUCUGCCUGUCGGUGUGAUAUGUGGAGUUGGAGGUGCAGGUUUCUGCAUCCUCCUGGAGGGGCCUCCUCAUUUUGCACUGACAGGUGAGACAGCAACAGCAAUGCUGGCAGUUUUAUUGUCUUAUUUUGUCAUUGUCUUUAACAAAACAAGUUGUUAUUAAUGCCUGUCAGCCUGUGGAUGCUAAAAAGUUGCUAGAUU
Nothobranchius furzeri (turquoise killifish) is the source of this 8044-nucleotide messenger RNA. NCBI's taxonomy places the organism in Eukaryota, Metazoa, Chordata, Actinopteri, Cyprinodontiformes, Nothobranchiidae. The record is from RefSeq and is a predicted model, not a curated record.